AUGUCAGUAUCAUCGGAUUCCACCACCAGUAAGAUCACCGAGGUGGAGACUGGACAGUCUAACUUCUCCGCGGUGGUGAACAUCAUUCUCACGGGCAUUGGUGUUGGGAUGCUCGGCUUGCCGGGCGCUAUAGCGCAGGCCGGUUACGUUCUGGGUUUCAUCCUAUUGCUCGCAUGUGGACUGGAGGGUCUCCUGGACACCCAUUUACUGCGGAAAUGUAUGAACUCUUGUACUCGGAAUUAUGAAGAUAUUGGUCGAGAUGCGUUCGGGUACCCAGGAAUGAUGGCGGUUACUGUUGCUCUGAACGUGGCCCUUGUGGGCACAGGGUGUUUGCUUAUGCUACUACUUGGGCAAAACUCGGUACUUCUAGCUCCGCAAAUCAGCCAGACAUAUUGGAUCCUCAUAUGGACCGCAGUGAUGCUGCCACUCGCGUGCUUGCGGACGAUGAAACAAGUUGGGUAUUUCAGCGGAACUGUGGGAGUCGCUGCCGUCUUUGUGGUGCUCAUAACGAUCGUUAUUGCUGGCGUUCAAGAACGGGUUCAAACUACUACAUCGGUACCGUAUCGAGCGGCGCCGAUCUCAGUAGUAGGCCUGGGCACGACAUUCUCCACAUUGACGUUUUCAUAUGCGGUCACCAGUACUACAACUACUAUUUUACAAGAUAUGAAGCAUCCAGAAGCACAGUCCAAGGUGCUCUUGAUAGCAUUCAUCUGUUUGAUACUGCUAUUCUUAGCAGCUUCCUUGGGAGGCUAUAUCGGUUGGGGACAAGAGCUCUUGCAUUUUGAUACUAUCAUCAACGCGAUGGCUCCAGUACCGGGAAAUAACUCCGCGGUCGCUACCACGUGUAUCGUUGGUAUCCUCAUUGUAUGUGCCACCCAUUAUGUUGUUAUGAUGAACCCGUCCUGUCGAAUAUUCGAGGAAUGGGUUGGUAUCAAGAGUUCUGGGUUCGGUGUACUUGCGGCUAUUAAAGAACUAUGCGCGUAA
This is a messenger RNA of Perkinsus marinus ATCC 50983, 984 nucleotides long. RefSeq names its product vacuolar amino acid transporter, putative. The record is from RefSeq and is a predicted model, not a curated record. Bases 1 to 984 code for a protein of 327 amino acids. The transcript has 2 exons. Gene Ontology annotation, cellular component: vacuolar membrane. Gene Ontology annotation, biological process: amino acid transmembrane transport. NCBI's taxonomy places the organism in Eukaryota, Perkinsozoa, Perkinsida, Perkinsidae. Gene Ontology annotation, molecular function: amino acid transmembrane transporter activity.